Molecule: messenger RNA, 1818 nt
Organism: Scatophagus argus
Lineage: Eukaryota; Metazoa; Chordata; Actinopteri; Scatophagidae
Gene: dhps
Product: deoxyhypusine synthase
Exons: 10
Coding region: 163-1260 (365 amino acids)
Biological process (GO): peptidyl-hypusine biosynthetic process
Cellular component (GO): cytoplasm
Molecular function (GO): deoxyhypusine synthase activity
Source: RefSeq, a predicted model, not a curated record
GUCCCUUCGCACUAUCCGUAGUAGGACCUUUUUUGCUGCAGGCGCUCCAUGCGUUGUGUAGCGAUAUGCUGAUUUUCAACGAUCGCCUGCUUUUGUUUGGUGACAGUUGAUUACUUCUUGUAACAGUUUUCACUAACUAACGUCUCUCUGGGAAUAGAAAAGAUGGCAGACCAUGCCCCUUCUGUUGCCAUGCAGGCUGUCCUUAAGCCCAGUUGCAGCCUCCCUGCGGACAUGCUAAAGAUAAAAGGUUAUGACUUCAACCAGGGGGUUGAUCUCCAGGCAGUGCUGAAGUCCUACCUCACCACGGGCUUCCAAGCCAGUAGUUUUGGCUUGGCUGUCCAGGAAAUCAACCGCAUGAUUGAGAAACGUCUUGAGCCAGUGGAGGGAGAUGAAGGAGUUGAGUUCAAAGAUUCUGGUGAAGUGUCCCGCAAGUUGGGCUGCACAAUUUUCCUGGGCUAUACCUCUAACCUCAUCAGCUCCGGAAUCAGAGAAAGCAUCCGCUACCUGGCAGAGCACAAAAUGGUGGAUGUGAUUGUGACCACAGCUGGAGGCAUAGAGGAGGAUAUAAUCAAGUGUCUGGGUCACACGUACUUGGGAGACUUCAACCUGCCUGGAAAGGAGCUCCGCCAGAGGGGCAUCAACAGGAUCGGGAAUCUGUUGGUGCCCAAUAGCAACUAUUGUAAGUUUGAAGACUGGCUGAUACCCAUCCUGGACCAGAUGUUGUUGGAGCAGAACACAGAGGGUAUCCGUUGGACUCCCUCCAAAAUGAUCCAUCGACUUGGCAAGGAGAUCAAUAAUCCUGAUUCUGUCCUCUACUGGGCAUACAAGAAUGACAUUCCGAUGUUCAGUCCUGCUCUGACUGACGGCUCUCUGGGCGACAUGAUCUACUUCCACUCUUUUAAGAACCCUGGCUUGGUUUUGGACAUAGUGGAAGAUAUUCGCAGGUUGAACAGCAAGGCGGUGUUCGCCAUAAAGACCGGAAUGAUCGUCCUGGGAGGAGGAGUGGUCAAACAUCAUGUCGCCAAUGCUAAUCUUAUGAGGAAUGGAGCUGAUUUUGCUGUGUUUGUGAACACGGGUCAGGAGUUUGAUGGCUCUGACUCUGGAGCCCGACCCGAUGAGGCCGUGUCCUGGGGCAAGAUCAGGGCAGAUGCCAAACCUGUUAAGGUGCAUGCUGAUGUAUCUUUAGUCUUCCCUCUCCUAGUGGCCCAGACCUUCGCUCUCCAUGCUGACAAGCUGACUGCCGGCAAGAAAACAGAUUAAGUGACUGCCUCGUGAAAUGUUCCGUUAGAAACAACAAUCACUUUGGUUCCUCUGGUACUUCCCUUGAUGGAAUAACAGCAGAUUCAAGUUUGGUCUUCUAAAUAUACAUGGGUAUAUAGCAUGGCAAGAAAGAUAUACUUCUGCAACUGGGAAUUUUAUUAGAUGGGAGACAGCUGUGAGGGUUUCUUGUCUUAAUUCUUUUCAUUACAAUAUUUACUUGUUAUAACAAGUACACUUUUUUCCUGUCUGUUCAGACAGCUGGAAUAAUAUGGGUAGCAUGCUAUUGCAUGUACCAAAGGGACUGUCUAGAAUGCAUCAGGUUUUAGCUGCGUGGGUGUGGGUGUGUGUUUGUGUGUGUUGGUGUGUGUGAGAGAGAGAGAGAAAAUUCAUUAUUUAUCUUGAGUUUUGAUUUAUUUCAGGUUAGUCGUGACUUGACAGUCACAUCACUCAUACUUUACCUUCUUGCUUCUCUUUAUAUCAAACAAGCCCUUACCUUAUUGUUGUAGGAUGAAGGGUGUGGUCUGUAUAUCUUGAUAAAUAAAUCUUACAUGAAUCAUU